AAAGGUCAGUGUUGUGGGACUUUUAUUUUUAAGCGGGUCGGUGUGCCGGCGGGAUGGUGUAGGAAGGAAGGCGGGGUUACAGGCCGGGGAUCAGCAGUAAUGUCAGUGCUGGUGAAUAAAUGGCAGCGCGUGUUUCUCCUGCUGCAGAGAUCCAGGUGGAGGAAUCAGCGAGCGGCUCCCGCAGCGCUCAGAUCCCGCAGUACCGCAGCGCGGGCCGGGGGACAGCAGGGAAGAUGUGGUGGAUUUUACGGCAUUAUCUCAGGAAAGCCAGAGUUAAAGACAGCAGCAGCUCUGUGGGCUGACAGAACCGGGUGGAAUAAAUUUACACAUGGAGAUAUCACGAGAAGAGCGCUUCACGUCAGCUCUCCCCUCACAGAGGAAAAUGCUCUUCAGUUCAAGGAGAUAACAGAAGCUGCGUAUGAGAAGCUGGCAGAUGAAACGCUGGACGCUCUGGCCGAGUAUUUUGAGGACCUAAUGGACGAGAGCAUUACUGCAGCAGACUACGACGUUGUGUUCGCUAGUGGGGUCCUGACUGUGAAAGUGGGCGGCGGCCAUGGGACCUACGUCAUCAAUAAACAGACGCCCAACCGGCAGAUCUGGCUCUCGUCUCCCACAAGUGGCCCAAAGCGUUACGAUUGGACGGGGGAGCGCUGGGUGUACGCCCAUGACGGCAUGGCUUUGCACGACCUUCUCUCCAAAGAGUUUUCCACCAUCUUUCAGUCAAACAUGGAUCUGUCACAUCUCACCCAUUCCUGAUGAAUCUGCAGGAGGAGGAACUUUCAUAUAGAACACAGUGCUGUACCUGUACCUGUACCUGUACCUGUACCUACAGCACUAUAGCCAACACACCAGCACAGACAGCACAACUGAUGAUAUCUUCAUUUAUUAUAUAUCUUCUUUUUUUUUGUAUGUAU
Messenger RNA from Astyanax mexicanus (Mexican tetra), 914 nucleotides. RefSeq names its product frataxin (gene fxn). Gene Ontology annotation, cellular component: mitochondrion. The transcript is spliced from 6 exons. The coding region runs from base 100 to 756 and encodes 218 amino acids. Lineage: Eukaryota; Metazoa; Chordata; Actinopteri; Characiformes; Acestrorhamphidae. Gene Ontology annotation, molecular function: 2 iron, 2 sulfur cluster binding; ferroxidase activity; iron chaperone activity. The record is from RefSeq and is a predicted model, not a curated record. Gene Ontology annotation, biological process: intracellular iron ion homeostasis; iron incorporation into metallo-sulfur cluster.